Messenger RNA from Williopsis jadinii, 300 nucleotides. RefSeq lists its product as uncharacterized. The coding region runs from base 1 to 300 and encodes 99 amino acids. The transcript has a single exon. Lineage: Eukaryota; Fungi; Ascomycota; Saccharomycetes; Phaffomycetales; Wickerhamomycetaceae. The record is from RefSeq and is a predicted model, not a curated record.
AUGAUCAACAAGCGUAUAAACCAACGGCGAGGCAAGAUGACUGAUUCUCGAAACGGGAACAUGUCAAGCGAGAAGCAAGCCAAGGAGCAAGCGGAGAUCGAUAGGGAGUGGUUCCAUGAACGGUUCAAGAACCACGGCAAGCAUGGAUUACAAGCCGAAGAGAUCGAAACGUUGAACUUGCACAGAUAUGGCCAUCAUCGUUACAGGGAGCAGAAGAGCUACGAUAUCAGCUUUGGGCCUGUGCUUGCAAUCAUGAUUGGGGUAUCAACUUUGGCAGGGAUGGGGGUCUACAUGAGCUGA